AUGGCCUCACACUUGUAUGAGACACUGAACUUAGGCAUGAAUGCCACGCCGGAUGAGAUCCGGAAGGCAUACAAGAAAUUAGCGCUAAAGACACAUCCAGACAGAGCACCGCCAGAGCGGAAGUUGGAGGCUGAAGAGGAGUUCAGAAAGGUCAACGCAGCCUACGAGGUUCUUAUUGAUGAAGAAAAGCGCAGAAUUUACGACCGAAAUGGAGUAUAUCCUCCACCAGAGCCUGCGACAGAGAACGCAUAUUCGAACCCUUACUCCCCGCCCCCACUCGAUCCCAGCCUCCACCAACUUUCUCGCGCCCCAGUUUCGAACGGCAUUCACGCAGGCAUGCCCCAGACCGGAUCCCUUCGCGCAAAUGUUUAA
Rhizoctonia solani is the source of this 372-nucleotide messenger RNA. Its product is annotated as DnaJ domain protein. NCBI's taxonomy places the organism in Eukaryota, Fungi, Basidiomycota, Agaricomycetes, Cantharellales, Ceratobasidiaceae. The record is from RefSeq and is a predicted model, not a curated record. The transcript is spliced from 3 exons. Bases 1 to 372 code for a protein of 123 amino acids.